Molecule: messenger RNA, 1691 nt
Organism: Pyrus x bretschneideri (Chinese white pear)
Lineage: Eukaryota; Viridiplantae; Streptophyta; Magnoliopsida; Rosales; Rosaceae
Product: alcohol acyl transferase 1 allele GSa
Exons: 2
Coding region: 145-1500 (451 amino acids)
Source: RefSeq, a predicted model, not a curated record
AACUAAAUACAUUUUAAUGUACGGGGACCAGGCGGAGAUGGGUGGUCCAAAACAUAAAUGCUACUCCAAUCACUCUCACAAUAUGUAGUCAAGCUUAGGCAGCUCUAGUGUAUAUGUAGUCUCUAAAAGGGUUGACCAUAUGAGAUGGCGGAAUUGUGUAGCUCCCUCGCAUUUCAGGUAAACCGGUCGGAGCCACAACUCAUAAAGCCGGCAAAGCCAACUCCUCGCGAAACUAAGCGGCUGUCAGAUGUAGACGACCAGCAAGGCACUAGGUUUCAUUUUCCACUCAUAUUGUCUUACAGGAACAAAGAAAAUCAGGGUGAUCCCGUUACGGCGAUUAGGGACGCACUAAGCAGGGCAUUAGUGUAUUACUACCCUGUAGCUGGUAGGCUGAGGGAAGGGCCAAACAAAAAGCUUAUGGUAGAUUGUAAUGGAGAAGGUGUCUUGUUCAUAGAAGCCGAUGCUGAUUUCACGCUUGAGGAACUCGGGGACACCAUUCGACCUCCUUGUCCUCUCUUAGAUGAACUCCUUUUUAACGUCCCAGGCUCUGAUGGUAUUCUUGGUUGCCCUAUCUUGUUAGUUCAGGUGACUCGCCUGAAGUGUGGAGGCUUCAUAUUUGCAUCGCGCGUAAACCACACAAUGUUUGACGCCGUGGGGUUGGCCCAAUUCUUGAACGCAGUUGGAGAGAUGGCUCAAGGCACACAUUCACCCUCUAUCCCGCCGGUGUGGGAACGAGACCUCUUGGAUGCCCGACAUUCACCACGAAUUACAUGCACACAUUAUGAAUAUGAGCACAUAAGCAAUCCAGAAAGCUCAUUUCUUUUAACCAAAGACGAGGGCUCGUUGGUCCAACGAUCUUUCUAUUUUGGUCCACAGGAGAUAAAAGCAAUUAGGGAAAAACUUCCGGCACACCUUUCCACUUCCUCCAGGUUUGAGCUGAUAACAGCUUGUGUUUGGAAGUGUCGCACACUUUCACUGAGAUUGAAUCCGGAAGAGAUUGUCCGCCUUUCAUGCGCGGUCAAUGCCCGUGGGAAGCACAACACUUUAUGUCUUCCUUUGGGAUACUAUGGUAAUGCAUUUGCAAUUCCAACUGUCGUUUCAAAGGUGGGACUUUUAUGUGAAAAUCCGUUGGGAUAUGCCGUGGAGUUGGUGAAGAAUUUGAAAUCUAAAAUGAGUGAAGAGUACAUGAAAUCAUUGGCAGAUCUUUUCGUAAUAAGAGGACAACCUCCACUUCCAAUGGCAUGGAAUGUCCUUAUAGUUUCUGAUAACACGCGUACUGGUUUUGGGGAGGUAAACUUCGGCUGGGGAAAGCCAAUAUUUGCCGGAAUCGCCAAGUCUGUCAAUCUAAUUACCUUCUAUGUUCAGGACAACAGCCUAAAAGAGGAAUAUGGAGUUGUAGUACCGAUAUGUUUGCCCUUCUCAUGCAUGGAGGCGUUUGACAAAGAGUUUAAGAGGAUGAUUUUGGAACCUGUCCUGGAAGAAAUCAAUGGAGGCGUUUAAGGAGUCCAGGAGGAUGACUUUAAUCUUUGGAGCCUGUCCUGGAGGAAGUAAAUAAAUAAGAUGCAAAGGUUUAUGUGUGAUUUUCCUUUUAUAUGAGUGUAAAAUUAUCGUUGGUUGGAGAUAAAGGUUGAGAGACCUGAUGUUGGAAAGUUAGAACGAAUUAAAUUAAUAAAUAAAUGACAAUUCAUUAA